Penicillium atrosanguineum is the source of this 1473-nucleotide messenger RNA. RefSeq names its product catalase. Gene Ontology annotation, molecular function: heme binding; catalase activity. Lineage: Eukaryota; Fungi; Ascomycota; Eurotiomycetes; Eurotiales; Aspergillaceae. The transcript is spliced from 7 exons. The coding region runs from base 1 to 1473 and encodes 490 amino acids. Gene Ontology annotation, biological process: hydrogen peroxide catabolic process; response to hydrogen peroxide. Gene Ontology annotation, cellular component: peroxisome; cytoplasm; mitochondrion. The record is from RefSeq and is a predicted model, not a curated record.
AUGUCGAACCCUAAGUUUACACUGGCAGAGGGCCAGCCAAUUUCGGAUCCUUCUGUUAGCACCACGCUGCCUAUCUUUGGAGGCGGGGGCAUCACGACGCUUGGAGAUACACUUCUGCUCGAAACUCUCGCACACUUCAAUCGCGAGCGCAUUCCGGAAAGAGUGGUUCAUGCGAAAGCUUCGGGUGCUUGGGGUGAAUUCGAGGUCACUAAUGACAUUUCCUCGCUCACAUCAGCUAAAUUCCUCAACGGCGUUGGGAAGAAGACAAAAGUCUUGUGCCGUCUGAGCACCACUGGCGGUGAAAAGGGAAGCGCAGACACCGUCCGUGAUGUCCGUGGCUUUUCCGUCAAGUUCUACACAGAGGAAGGCAAUCACGACAUCGUCGGCAACCACAUUCCCGUGUUCUUCGUGCGAGAUCCGAUUCGCUUCCCAUCCCUAAAUAGAAGCCACAAAAAGCACCCCGCUACAAAUCGGCCUGACUGGACUAUGUUCUGGGACUUCCAUGUCAACCAACCGGAAAGUGUGCAUACACUCAUGCAUUUGUUUGGCUCUCGUGGCAUUCCUGAUUCGAUCCGUCGUGUCACUGGCUUUGGCGUGCAUACUUACAAGAUGGUGGCUGAGAACGGCAGUUUCCGCUACUGUAAGUUUCACUUUCGGCCGGUCCAGAGCAUGACCCAUUUCUCUGGACCGGAAGCCACUCGCAUCGCUGGCGUAAAUGCCGAUUAUCACAGCCAAGAUUUGGCGGAUGGUAUUGCCCGUGGGGAGUUCCCAGUUUGGAAAUUAUGUGUGCAGGUGAUGGAGCCCGAGCGAGCUGAGACUUACGGUCGUGGUCUGUUCGACAUCACCAAAGUCUGGCCACACAAGGAGUUCCCAUUGAUUGAAGUCGGUAAAAUGACUUUGAAUCAAAAUCCUGAGAAUUAUUUUGCCGAGAUUGAACAAGCUGCGUUCUCGCCAUCCAACAUGGUCCCCGGUAUUGCAAUGACUCCCGAUCCGAUGUUGCAAGCGCGUAUGUUUGCUUAUCCCGACGCUCAACGAUACCGCCUGGGAGUGAACUACACCCAACUCCCUCCCAAUCGCGCUAUCUGCCCGGUCUUCCAUCCCUUCGAGCGAGAUGGGAUGGGAACGAUUACUCGGAAUUAUGGAGGUGAGCCGAAUUAUGUCCGCAGUACACUGGGUCGCGGCGUGCCCAGCCAGGUACAAUCAGACGUACGACACACCGAGCGCAUCGAACACAAUGCUUUGCUUGGCCAACACGAACUCGAAGUCAAUGACGAAGACUUUGUUCAGCCACGAGCACUGUGGAAUAAUGUGUUUGAUGAAACUGAAAGACGGCAGUGGGUGGCAAAUGUUUCGGAGACCUUGGAAGAUGUGCCUACGGAGCUAAAGGAAGCCGUUAAGGGGAUGUUCAGUCAAGUUGAUCCGCGCAUUAGCCAAUUGAUGACUGCACAGGGGAAGACCAACUCGCAUCUUUAG